Aspergillus ibericus CBS 121593 is the source of this 588-nucleotide messenger RNA. RefSeq lists its product as uncharacterized. Lineage: Eukaryota; Fungi; Ascomycota; Eurotiomycetes; Eurotiales; Aspergillaceae. Bases 1 to 588 code for a protein of 195 amino acids. The record is from RefSeq and is a predicted model, not a curated record. The transcript has a single exon.
AUGCGUCCGGAUGCAUGGCGGCCGGGACGGUCGCGACUAUUUAUGCCCCAGGACUUUUCCUCCUGCACAGUUGACCCACCCGGGCUCUUGUGCAAGGUACGUAUGCGGUAUCCGCGGGACUGGGACAAAUUGGGUCCGACUAGGGCUGAUGCGGAAUGCCCAGACCAAGUCAACGUCUUCCGGCGGACCCGGGCGAUUGGGGGGGGGGUGGACGCCCGGCUGCGGCGGGAUGCCCUGGUCUCUGGAAGCCAUGAGGCCGGGUGUUCGAUUCCCUGUCUCGCCGUGACCCUUUUCAUCGCCCUGCUGCCAACCGCAUGUCUCCUUGACCCCGAACGCGGUCGUGGUGCUCCCAUCCUCGCGAAGCCACUCGAUCCGACGUGCGCAGGCCCGGAUGGCGAACUCGUUCUGCAGGCCCGGCGGCUAGUGAACCUUGGCAGGGCACGCGCGGAUGCUGAUUGGCAGGCCGGGCUCGGCUUGGGCCCCGAGUGGAGAGAGGGCCGGCAGGCAGACGAAUUAGGGCUUCAUCCCGAAAAUACGAUGCACGGCAGAAGAUCAUCCCGGCAGACAGGCAUCCGCCGGGGGUAUUAA